AUGGAUUCCCAAAAGAAAACAGAGAAAGCAAGGAUGAAGCACUUUUUUAGAGUACUAAGAUACUAUAAACAUAGAUGGGCUUACUUUUUAGGAUUAUUUUUAAAUGCUCUUAAUGGUAUCAUAUCAAUUAUCUUUAAUGUUCUAAUUGGAAACAUAACAACAGAGCUAACUAAUUCAAAUGAUUUCAUGAAAGCAAUAUCAAAGAACAUUUAUGGCUUUUUUAUUUUUAUGAGUAUAUUUGCUUCAUUUUGGCUAACUUCACAACUAUGUUUAUCAGUGGCUGCUCCAGGGUUUCUCACUCAAAUAAGAAUUAAACUUCUUUCAAAAUAUUUAUCAUUUGAUAUAGAAUAUUUUGAUCAAAAUCAGGCCGGUUCUCUCUUAGAUAGGAUCACAACUGAUAGUUCUUUGAUUUACUCAAUCUAUAUGGACAGACUUAGCCUUAUGAUUAUGGAUAUUUCACAAAGCUUUGCUGGAUUCAUCCUUUCAUUUAUAUAUUCUUGGAGAGUUACAUUAAUUUCUUUAAUAUCCAUUCCAUUGUGCGUUGCAGCUUUUUAUAUUUGUGAAUAUUUUAUUGGAAAACUUUGGAAUGACUACAAUAACGCAACCAAUGCCGCAAACACGAAAGCUGAAGAAGUUAUUAACUCAUUUAGAACUGUUAAAUCAUUUGACAGGGAGUUGACAGAAUCUGAAAAUUAUACAUCGUCUCUUGACAAAAUUCUUAAAGUUGUGAACAAAACAUCAAUCAUUACAGGCAUUAAAGAUGGUCUUCUUAACUUAUUUGUCAAUAUUUUGACUGCUGUCUUUCUUUAUCUUUGUGUUUGGAUUAUAAAGAAAAGACCACAAUGGAAUAUGAAGAAUGGUGAUGUUAUGGUCUUAAUGUCAUCACUUCUCUUCUCUAUCCAAGCAAUAUUCCAAGCAUUAAUUCUUUUUGAAGACUUCAGGAAAGCUAAUGUUGCAUCACAGAGACUUCUUGAGGUCUUAGAACACAAACCAAAAGUUGAUCAGAAAGAAUGUGAUAAUCCAGAUCUUGUUGUCAAAGGUAAAGUUGAAUUCAAAGAUGUUUCGUUCAGAUAUUUAUCCCAAGAUUCAUAUGCUAUUAAGAAUUUAUCAUUCACAAUCAAUCCAGGCGAGACGGUUGCAUUUGUUGGCGAAAGUGGCUGUGGGAAGUCAACAACAUUGCAACUCCUCCAAAGGUUCUAUGAGAUUGAGAGUGGUGAAAUUCUUGUUGAUGAUGUCAACAUCAAUACAUGGUCACCACACUAUCUCAGAACACAAAUAUCAAUUGUUCCUCAAACCCCAGUUCUGUUUUCAAUAUCAAUUGAAGACAACAUCAAAUAUGCAAAUCCUGACAUUGAUAAGAAGAAGAUGUAUGAUGCAGCAAAGAUUGGCAAUGCACACGACUUCAUUAUGGGAUUACCGGAUCAGUACAAGACUAUUGUCAAGCAGACAAGUUUGAGUGGAGGUCAGAAACAACGAAUUUGCAUUGCACGGGCAGUUUUGCGAAACAGCCCAAUCCUCCUUCUUGAUGAAGCCACAGCGGCACUUGACACAGAGAGUGAAAAGCUGGUCCAGCAGAGUCUUGAAGAAAUCCGGAAAGGCAAGACAGCUAUUAUUGUUGCACACCGCCUUGCUACAGUUAUUAACGCUGACAAAAUCUUUGUCUUCAAAGAUGGUCAUAUUGUUGAAGCUGGCAAACAUGAAGAACUCCUGUCCAAAGGUGGAUAUUACGCAGAUCUUAUUAAAUACCAAUUACAGCAAUAA
Trichomonas vaginalis G3 is the source of this 1761-nucleotide messenger RNA. Its product is annotated as ABC transporter B family. Gene Ontology annotation, biological process: transmembrane transport. Gene Ontology annotation, molecular function: ABC-type transporter activity; ATP binding; ATP hydrolysis activity. The record is from RefSeq and is a predicted model, not a curated record. Bases 1 to 1761 code for a protein of 586 amino acids. NCBI's taxonomy places the organism in Eukaryota, Parabasalia, Trichomonadida, Trichomonadidae. The transcript has a single exon. Gene Ontology annotation, cellular component: membrane.